Molecule: messenger RNA, 1918 nt
Organism: Vigna radiata var. radiata (mung bean)
Lineage: Eukaryota; Viridiplantae; Streptophyta; Magnoliopsida; Fabales; Fabaceae
Product: amino acid transporter AVT6E-like
Exons: 1
Coding region: 107-1552 (481 amino acids)
Biological process (GO): amino acid transmembrane transport
Molecular function (GO): amino acid transmembrane transporter activity
Source: RefSeq, a predicted model, not a curated record
AAGAUCUGUGAGUUGUUUUGUUUUUGUUUUUCUCUCUGGUCAGAUCUGUAGAGUCUUCUUCCUCGACGCCAUUAUUAUUCUUUUUCAUCUCCGGAAGGGUGGAAUCAUGUCUAACAGGAACGAAUAUUCUUCUUUACCCGUUAGCUCCUAUUUAGAAUUGCAGCGUCAGAACGAGUCCUCAAAAUCUGUAAGCAUUCCUUCUUAUGACGAAUCCGAAGUGUAUUUGGGAUCCAAAAUCGAAGACGAGGAUGAAGAUUUCGAAACGGACAUCGAUAAUUACCCCCUUGUGAUUGUGGGCUCCAAUAAAGGCUCUGGGAUACCUGGGGCUGUUUUCAAUUUAACAACUACAGUUAUUGGAGCAGGGAUCAUGGCUCUCCCUGCCACUAUGAAAGUUCUAGGAUUGGUUUUGGGGAUUAUUUUGAUUAUUCUUAUGGGAAUUUUGUCUGAAAUUAGCGUCGAACUGUUGGUGAGGUUUUCUGUUUUGUGUAAGGCAUCGUCCUAUGGGGAGGUUGUUCAGCAUGCAAUGGGAAAACCUGUGAGGAUUUUGUCUGAAAUCUGCAUCAUUUUGAACAAUGCCGGUGUUUUGGUGGUUUACUUGAUAAUCAUGGGGGAUGUUAUGUCUGGUUCCUCUCACCAUAUGGGGGUUUUUGAUCAGUUAAUGGGGAAUGGGGCGUGGGAUCAAAGGAAGAUUGUGGUUUUAGUUGUCAUGGUGGUUUUCCUUGCUCCCCUCUGUUCACUUGACAAGAUUGAUUCAUUGAGCUUGACCUCGGCUGCCUCUGUAGCUCUUGCUGUUUUGUUUGUCGUUGUUGCUUUUACGGUUGCUUUCAUCAAGCUCGUGGAAGGACGGAUUGAUUCUCCCAGAUUGGCUCCUGAUCUUAGCUCCAAAACUGCAAUUUUGGAUUUUCUUGUUGCGAUACCCAUCAUGACCAAUGCAUAUGUUUGCCAGUUUAAUGUGCCGCCAAUAUAUAAUGAGCUUGAUCAACGGUCUCCUCAGAAAAUGAACAUGGUUGGCAGGUACACCACAAUUUUGUGCAUCCUAGUUUAUGCUUCCACUUCCAUAUCGGGUUACCUGCUCUUUGGGAAAGACACAGAGGCUGAUGUACUAACUAAUUUUGAUAAGGAUCUUGGUAUCCGGUAUAGCUCGGUCUUGAACUAUAUUGUCCGGAUUGGCUACAUUCUUCAUUUGAUACUUGUUUUCCCUGUUAUUCAUUUUUCACUGCGCCAAACAGUGGACGCAUUAUUGUUUGAGGGAUCACCUCCUCUUUCAGAAAGUAAGAAGAGAUCUUUGGGGUUGACUGCGGUUCUGUUGGUCCUCAUAUAUAUUGGGUCUACUAUGAUUCCAAACAUCUGGACAGCUUUUAAGUUCACUGGGGCAACCACGGCUGUUUCAUUGGGUUUUAUAUUUCCUUCUCUUAUUUCAUUGAGACUAAGACAUCUGGGUGAUCUAAGCUACGGGGAAUGGGUUUUGUCAUGGUUGAUGUUGGUAUUAGCUGUGACUGUUAGCAUAGUAGGAGUUGUUAGCAAUGUUUAUAGCCUUGAGAGUAAGUCUUAGCCACACAAUUUGGUUUCUUCUUUACAGGAAUCAUGUGGUAAUUUAAAGUAAACAUUUCUUCGUUGGCUCUGCUGCAAUGUGAUUCAAACUGCAGAAGAUGGGGUGCGCAGGAUUGUUUUGUAACAUGGGAAAACUAUUUUUGCUCCGGCUAUGAUAUAUAGGGUAUGAGAUGCAUAUAAACCUUCAACACGUCCUCCAAUUUUGAGGACUGAUGACCAAUUGGUUCAGGACCAGAGGACUGUGGCUUAUCAGUUUGCCGCAGUAUGUAUACAGUUCUGAUCUUUAUGGCAGUAUUAUCUUUUUUCUUCAUUGAUUUUCCACAAGGUUGAUGUUGUAACAUUUUGUAGCAGAUUCUGCAAUUGCUUA